This is a messenger RNA of Tupaia belangeri chinensis (Chinese tree shrew), 930 nucleotides long. Its product is annotated as olfactory receptor 7A17. Gene Ontology annotation, molecular function: G protein-coupled receptor activity; olfactory receptor activity. The transcript has a single exon. Gene Ontology annotation, biological process: G protein-coupled receptor signaling pathway. Bases 1 to 930 code for a protein of 309 amino acids. NCBI's taxonomy places the organism in Eukaryota, Metazoa, Chordata, Mammalia, Scandentia, Tupaiidae. The record is from RefSeq and is a predicted model, not a curated record. Gene Ontology annotation, cellular component: membrane.
AUGGAACUAGGGAAUGACACACAGUUUUCAAAAUUUCUUCUUCUGGGACUUUUGGAGGAACCAGAAUUGCAGCCCCUCAUAUUUGGGCUUUUCCUCUCCAUGUACCUGAUCACUGCAUGUGGAAACCUGCUCAUCAUCCUGGCCACCAUCUCAGACUCCCACCUGCACACCCCCAUGUACUUCUUCCUCUCCAACCUGUCCUUUGCUGACAUUGGUCUUACCUCUACCACUGUCCCAAAGAUGCUGGUGAAUAUCCAGACCCAGAGCAAGGUUAUCACCUAUGCAGGCUGCAUCAACCAGAUAUUCUUUUUCCUACUGUUUGCAGGGUUGGACAUCUUUCUGCUUACCAUAAUGGCUUAUGACCGGUAUGUGGCCAUCUGUCACCCCCUGCACUACACGGUCAUCAUGAACCCUCGACUCUGUGUGUUGAUGAUUCUGGUGUCCUGGAUUAUGAGUGUCCUGCAUUCCCUGUUACAUAGCGUAAUAGCAUCAUGGCUGUCCUUUUGUACAGAUUUGAAAAUCUCCCACUUUUUCUGUGAACUGAAUCAGGUGGUCCACCUUGCCUGUUCUGACACCUUUCUUAAUGACAUGGUGAUCUAUUUAACAGCUAUGGGCAUAGCUGGCAGUUCCCUCACCUAUGUCUUUUACUCUUAUUCUAAGAUAGUUUUCUCCAUUUGUGCAAUCUCAUCAGCUCAGGGGCGGUAUAAAGCCUUUUCCACCUGUGCCUCUCACCUCUCAGUUGUUUCCUUAUUUUAUUGCACAAGCCUAGGUGUGUAUAUUAGAGCUAGUGCUACCCACAGCUCACACUCAAGUUUAACAGCCUCAGUGAUGUAUGCUGUAGUCACCCCCAUGCUGAACCCCUUCAUCUACAGUCUAAGGAACAAAGACAUAAAGAGGGCUCUGAAACCAUUAUUCACAGGAAAGGAAUAA